AUGUGUUGCAACUGCAUGCCACUUACUGGCUUGACCCAGUUGAAAGCAUUAUCAACUUCGCACUCAAACCCUCAGAAACGCACAAAGACGUUUCUGAUGAAAUCCAUGAAGAGCUAUACAUGGAGGAGUAGCAGAAUCUGGAGAAAGAGAAGCGCAAAGGGUGUAAUAUUGCUGGGCAUAGAACGCCGUAUCCAACUAUCAAAAACAAUGUUCUCCUGUCCCACCCUGCUAGGGUUGACAUAA
Messenger RNA from Penicillium odoratum, 243 nucleotides. RefSeq lists its product as uncharacterized. Lineage: Eukaryota; Fungi; Ascomycota; Eurotiomycetes; Eurotiales; Aspergillaceae. The record is from RefSeq and is a predicted model, not a curated record. The transcript has 2 exons. The coding region runs from base 1 to 243 and encodes 80 amino acids.